Messenger RNA from Acanthaster planci (crown-of-thorns starfish), 3870 nucleotides. Its product is annotated as solute carrier family 22 member 13-like. Gene Ontology annotation, molecular function: transmembrane transporter activity. Gene Ontology annotation, cellular component: membrane. Gene Ontology annotation, biological process: transmembrane transport. Lineage: Eukaryota; Metazoa; Echinodermata; Asteroidea; Valvatida; Acanthasteridae. The record is from RefSeq and is a predicted model, not a curated record.
GUCCAGAUUUUAUUCAAAUUUAACUCGCAAAAGGCUUAUUAGGCCGAGUGUCGUUGAAGGCUUGUUGUUCCAGCACGUGCGGAGUUCUCCCCGGUGCUUGCGUAAGAGCCAUUUAUUAUAAGGUAACAUGUACCAUAAAUGUAGAUUUGAAAGGACAUUCUUUUGACAGAUUUGAACCUUGCUACUCAGUUAUUGCUUUACCGAUCUGAUAUGUGCUCUUGAGAGAUAGACCUGUUGUCAGGAACAAUCAGUCAGACACCAAUGUAGUGUCUGUGGUUCGCUUCGUGCACAUUCAAAAGGGGCCGUGACGCAUUUAUGAGACUCAGUGUGUCGACAAACACAAGUACUGAUUUUUGCUGUUACUGACUGAUUUUUGGUGGCUGAAGACCCCUAAAAAUAUGAAGCUCGAAGAAAUCACUGCCCUGCUCGGCAAUUUUGGCCGAUAUCAAAUCUUGUUGAUCGCGUACGCGUCCAUUCUAAGCUGCAUAGGCUGUUUCGUGACUCUCAGCCAUGUGUUUUUCGCUGCCGGGACCGACCACUGGUGUUCAGUCUUACCCCACGAGAACUGCUCCAGCUGGCCGGUAUUCCAAGACAACUGCACCGAGGUCAAGAAGGCCAUGUUCCUUCCUCCCUCCCAGAACGACUCGAGCAAAUAUCCCUACUCCAACUGCGAUCAGUGGGCCUUGCCAAGUGAGUACGUAUUUGAUCCCUACGCGCCGCUCGCUGACGUCGACAAUUUCACUUACUCUGCCGUGCCCUGUAAAAGUGGAUGGGUAUACGACACGUCGCAGUACAAGACUACAAUCAUAUCAGAGUUUGACCUCGUGUGCGUGGACAACGAUUUACCCAGCUUCAGUCAGUCAAUCUACUUCGUCGGCUUUCUAGUGUCGUCAAUUAUUGUAGGGACACUCUCAGACUGGUUAGGUCGCAAGAAAGCUCUGUCGCUCUCCCUGCUACUCUGGGUGGUCGGUUUCAUAGUCACUACCUUUUCGGUCAAUAUCUAUAUGUACAUGGCGUUUCGUUUUAUAUCUGGAUUUGGUGAAUAUGGCGCCUACCUUUCCAGCUUUGUCUUGGCGGUUGAGAACGUCCCCGAUUCUUGGCGCACAGCUGUAACCAUGUUGUUUGGCAUAACUUACGCCGUUGGGUAUUUCUUCCUGGCAACAGCUGCCAUGUACGUCAGAGAGUGGCGCCCUCUUUGUCUAAUUAUGUCCCUCGCGACAGUUCCUCUACUUUUUCCGUUGCCAUUUGUGCAGGAAUCCAUCAGUUGGCUGGUGUCUAAGGACAAACUGAAGGAAGCCGAUGCAGUUAUCAGGAGAGUGGCCAAGUUCAACAAGAAGACCUUGCCGGAUGUUCUUUUCGAUAAAGAGGAUGAUCAAAACGAAAUGGAAGCGAGGGAGUCGGCAAUACCUCCGUCCUUCAUUGAUUUGUACAGGACUCCAAACAUGGCGGUCAAGACAAUCAACAUGCAAUAUAACUGGUUGGUCAACAGUCUGGUGUACUACGGCCUGUCGCUGAGCACCGGCGAUCUCGGCGUGGACGACUACUGGGCUUUCUUCGUGUCCGGCGCCGUGGAGAUCCCAGCCCUGGUGUACGCCACUUUUGGCGUGGAGUGGUUCGGUCGGAAAUGGAACACCGCGGUGCUGGAGCUUAUUGGUGGCGUCGCUUGCUUGGUAGCCAUCUUCAUUCCCAUUGGGAUCUGGCGGACUGUGGUGUCAAUGAUUGGCAAAUUCUGUAUCUCUGCGACGUUUAGUAUAAUAUACCUGUAUUCCAGCGAGCUGUUCCCAACACCUAUUAGGGCCGUUGGCAUCGGUAUGUGUUCCGUGUCGUCUCGCAUCGGUGGCAUCAUCUCUCCUCUCGUCCUGCUGUUGGGGCGCAAUGUGCCGUCAAUCGUGUUCGGGUCCAGCGCGAUUGCGGCGGGAAUACUGGUGUUCUUCUUGCCGGAGACGAAAGGACGCAAACUGCCCCAGACGCUGAAGGAGGCUGAGGCAAUGGGAAAGUGUAAGUGCAUGACUGCGAAUGUUUCCAACGAGUCUGUGAUCGAACUUGAUGAAGUGGAUCUCGACAAAGAGGGCGUCUUUGCGAUUUCCAACGCAGCCUUCGACCACGGAGAGGAGAAGAAAUGUCGCGACUUCUCGCAGCAGUUCACACGAAACCACCGGGAGUCUUCGCAUAUGUAAAUCGACAUGUAUACUCUGCAAAAAAAGAAGUCUCGUGUACUCAGGACUCGGCCUGGAUCAAACCAGAACUCAAUAAAGAGAGAGCUGUGACAUGAACGUCCCAACUGUUGGAACUAAAAUGGUGGAUAAUAUGCGUUUAGUGUACACGGACAAUUAGUAAACAAUAGUUGCAUUUUGGUUUCAAAGUCUAAAGUUGGCGCUAUUCUCUCUAUAUACAGCUCUGGAUUUAACAUUUACAGAGAGACCUUUCAGAGCAUAUAUUAGCAUUUUGACCUGACUGAUUGUGAUAAAUUUGUAGGUUUACAAAAUGUGCCACUUGUAUUCGUAUCAAUGUGGAAUAUGAACCACCGUGAACAUACAAACUCGCUAUUGUCAACCUCAAGCUAUUACGGUUUAUUACCUAAAUCUGCGUAACGAUUACAUUAUAUAAUCAAAUGCUCUUCCAUCUUGCUUCGGUACAUGUUUUACAUUAACUUCGAAAAAUCUCUAUCUUAAUCCAACAGAGCUUCUGUGUUAAACAGUGUCGACAGUGUACUCACUUCUGGAAUAGUCUUGGUGACCUGUUCCAAACAUCCAUUCUCUAAGUCACAACAAAGUUAAAACUCAAUUAUUCAACUCUUAUAAUGUUUAACAAAUACUACUCUUGCCCGUCAAGUUCUUGGUGUCCUUGUUAAGUCCUUAUCCGUCACUUGUAUAGUAAUAGUAUUUGUCCUUAGGUUUUUGCACAACUUUAAACGUAUGCUUCAUCCAGUACCUGGUUUAAUCGCGUGUAUUAUAUGCAAAGAAUCAAUUUUGAUGUGAAAUGUCUAAAGUCAAGUGUGACCAGUCUACCCGGUUAGGCAGUUAGGUCACCUCAUCCCUCCACUUCUAGCUUUGACAGUUUCUCUUUUCUGUCACAUAUUGAGCGUGAUCGGUCGACCGUGAGUCACCUGGUCCCUCUACUGUCUUUCAUAUGUAACUCCGUAAUACAUGUAGGCUUACUGAAUAAUACCUUGUAGCGAUGCUGUGUAGCGCCCUCUGCCAUUGCAUUAUUCACCCAACUCUCUUGGCAAUUGUGUGCUGUAGCAAUUAAUGCAGCUAUGCGUGCGCCCGUGCAGGCGAUCUGAAUAGACUUUUUGUCUCUGCCCUGCAUUCAACCAAAAUGUGAAGCUUGGUAUUGCACCACCCUCUUUUGUUGGGCGUGGGGGGCGGGCUGCUUGAGAGAUUAAAAACUGGGUCACUCUGCUGGAGAGCCUGCUGGAGUGAACAUCGUUUGGCAACCGUAGCACGUACGUUGUAUUGUAUGGUGUACUAACCGUUGCCCCAUCUAUUUCCAUUGAUUGAUUGGCAAAGUCGUGAUCAGUUGCAUAGGAAGUUAGAACUUUUUUUAUAUUUUAUUCAACCGAUUGUGUGAUAAUAUGCAAUUGAUUACAACGCCAUUCAACGCUUAAAACCUUAUUCGCAUAUUGCAUAACUAUUGGGUGCAUUUGGAGAUAGCUCGGCCAUUGAUGAGUUACGUAAUAGUCCUCCUUGUUACAUGUAAAUUCACAAGUUGAGAAUGGAAGGCCAGAAUUAGUACAGAAUCCAUGUACGUGCUGUCUUGACUGUUCUCCAAUGUGUUUUAAUUCGUUGAGAAAAAAACACAAGAUGGAAAUUGAGACGUAUCAGCAACUUGGCAAUAAUACUACUCCUACUUUUUGAAGAUAAGACUCUA